This is a messenger RNA of Acanthaster planci (crown-of-thorns starfish), 5129 nucleotides long. Its product is annotated as importin-4-like. Lineage: Eukaryota; Metazoa; Echinodermata; Asteroidea; Valvatida; Acanthasteridae. The record is from RefSeq and is a predicted model, not a curated record. Gene Ontology annotation, molecular function: small GTPase binding. Gene Ontology annotation, biological process: protein import into nucleus.
CAGUCAUUGACAGUCGAGUCAUCAGACCUCUCCGAAAAUGGCGGCCCCCUUGGAAGAAAUUUUACACAAAUUGCUUGUACCAAAUAGUUCCGUUAUUCAAGAGGGCACCAGGGAGUUGAAACAUGCCCUGAAGGAUCCCAAUAUUGUCCCAGGCCUGUUUGCUGUCUUGACCAGUUCUAGCAACCCUCAGAUACGCCAGCUUGCAGCUGUGCUUCUGCGACGUCGAGUUGUCAAGCAGUGGACCAAAUUACCACCAGACAUUAGUCACAACCUGAAGCAGAUCUCCCUUCAAGUCCUACUUCAAGAAACAGAUAAGAGCGUCUGUAAUGCCGUGGCACAGCUAGUUGGAGCCAUAGCCAAACAUGAGCUGACAUCCAGGAAUGGCUGGCCCGAUCUGAUGCAGUUCCUACAACAGCAGAGCCGCAGCCCGGAAUGCCAACAUAAAGAGGUUGGUGCCUUAGUGCUGAGUUGUGUCAGUGGCUCGGCUGCCGAACAUCUUCGGCCCUACCUACGAGUCAUAUGCAACCUUUUCAGUACCAUGCUGCAACACAGAGAGAGCCAACUUGUUCCUUAUUAUGCCAUCCGAGCUAUGACGUCAUUGGUGCAACACCUGGGCACAGAUGAUAUCCCCCAGUUUCGUCCACUAAUACCACAAGUACUGGUGGUGAUUCGGCUGUUGCUAGGCAGUGAUGAGGAUCAGGGUUGCCAGGCGAUGGAACUAUUUGAUGAGUUGGUGGAGUGUGAAGUGUCCAUCAUUGUGCCACAUCUGAAGGCUGUCGUUGAAUUCUGCUGCGAGGUGGCCAGCAACGGUAACCUUGGUAACAACGCUCGAGUUAAAGCUUUGUCCUUCAUUAGCUGGCUCACAAGUCUCAAAAAGAAGGCAAUUCUGAAGUACAAGCUAGUCAAUCCAAGUCUCAAAGUGCUGUUCCCAAUAAUGUGCACACCCCCUGAGGAAGAAGAGGAAGAUGAUGAUGAAGAUGAUUGUGGAGAGGAUGCCGAGGCCAAUACACCAUCUUCAUUUGCAGCCCAGGUGAUCGAUACGAUGGCUCUCCACCUCCCUCCUGACAAGCUCCUCCCCCCACUGAUGCAGCUGGUACAGCCGGCCUUGAGCAGUAGCAAUCCCUACGAAAGGAAGGCGGGGCUUCUCAGCAUAGCCGUACUUGCAGAGGGAUGCGCUGACUUCAUCCGAAAUAAACACCUGCAGUCAUUACUGGAGUGCAUCUGCAACGGCAUUCAGGAUUCCCAGCAGGUGGUGCGCAAUGCUGCCCUUUUCUGUCUGGGUCAGUUUGCCGAGCACCUACAGCCUGACAUCAGCAAGUACCAUGCUCAGUUACUGCCGCUGCUGUUUGAUUAUCUCAGCCAGAUGUCUGCGGCGGCAGAUCAGAGCCCUAAAGGAGUGACUAGGAUCUACUAUGCUCUGGAAAUGUUCUGUGAAAAUUUGGGAUCAGAGGAUUUACUUCCGUACCUUCCCACUUUGAUGGAAAGACUUCUGGUUACAUUAAAGACAUCAACUAACACGCACAUCAAGGAACUUGCUAUCAGUGCUAUAGGAGCAACAAGCAACGCUGCAGAGCAACACAUGUUGCCGUUCUUCCAGCCAAUCAUGGAACAGCUCCGUGUUUACCUAACAACUGUUCAGUCUGGAGAUGGGCUGACGUUACAGAUCCAGGCAAUAGAUACUUUGGGUGUGCUUGCCCGCACCUUGGGAAGAGAAAACUUCCUCCCCCUCGCUGAGGAAUGUCUACAACUCGGUCUGAAACUCAUUGAAGAGGUCAACGACCCUGACCUGCGUAGAUGCACGUAUGGAUUGUUUGCUUCCCUUUCUCAUGUCCUCGGAGCCGACAUGUCUCCGUAUCUUGAGACAAUCACCAAACUUAUGAUAGACUCGUUGCAGUCUACAGAGGGAAUAGUGGCCCAUUACAAUGACGAAGACAGUGGCGUCUUGUCAUUAUUUGAAGACGAUGAUGAUGAUGCAGAAGAAGAGGACAUUGAAGGAAGUAAUCACCAUGGCAACGGGGAAGAGGAUGACGAUAUACAAGGGUACAGCGUUGAGAAUUCCUACAUGGAAGAGAAGGAAGAUGCAUGCAAUUCCCUGGGUGAGAUCUCGUCCAACACAGGGGUUGCGUUCCUCCCUCACUUGGACGCAUGCUUCACUGAAAUGAUAAAGCUGAUUGAUUACCCAGCGGUGAACGUCAGAAAAGCUGCCAUUACCAGCUCUGGUCACAUGUGCUGUAGUCUCCGUAAAGUCAUCCAGCUGACAGAUCCCCAAGAAGCAGCAGCUCUUGCCAAAGCGGUGGACCAAACCGUGCCCCACUUCAUCCACAUCGUCAACACGGAGACUGACAGGACAGUUGUCAUGGCAACUCUUGAGACACUGAACGAAAUGCUAGGGACGCUGCAAGGCAGUAUGGUCAGCGAGCAGAGCAACUUGAGCGGCAUCAGUAGUGCCAUCAGGAAUGUUCUCCAGCGCAAGACGGCUUGUCAGGACCAAGAUGACGACGAUGACGAUGAUGACGAUGGAGAUCAAGCCGAGUACGAUGCCAUGCUGAUAGAGAAUGCCGGUGAUCUCAUCCCAUCAUUAGCCAGGGGGUUAGGUGGCCAGGCCUUCGCUCCCUACUUUGCCGGCACGCUACCGCUAUUGCUGUCCAGAGCUAAGAAGUCUUGCUCUUCAGCUGAGAAGUCUUUCUCAGUGGGCACGUUAUCAGAGUCGGUGGUUGGCAUGGGCGAUGCCGCCCAGCCAUUCCUGCCCCAUCUUCUCCCCGUCUUCCUCCGCAUGGCCCAUGACGAGGAUGAGGAAGUCCGAAGCAAUGCCGUCUUUGGUCUCGGAGUCCUAGCCCAGAACUGUGGAGAGGUGGCAUACCCACAUUUCUCCAACAUCCUUCAGGCUCUGUCCUCAGUCAUGGGUAAGGAAACCAACCGACGCGUUGUAGACAAUGUGUGUGCUGCGGUCUGCCGUCUGAUUGUGACUAAUCACUCACUAGUCCCGCUAGAAGAGGUGAUUCCGAUGCUGCUGAAGUUUCUCCCCUUGCAAGAUGAUCUUGCUGAGAAUGAUACGGUGUACGGCUGCAUCCUUCAGCUCUACCAAGCCGCUCACCCCUCCAUCCUUCAGAGCUUGCCCAGUCUGCUGGCCAUGUUCCCACAGAUCCUCCAUCAACUCACCGAGUAUGCCUCGUCGUGUGCUAUGCAGAUAAUCUCCAGUGUACGGCAGAACCAACCAGAUAUUUACAACUCGGUUCUUAUAUCCCUUCCGGAGCCCUUGGCAACCAAGCUCAAUAUGGCCGCUGUUUCCCCGGCAACACAGCAGUAUGACACUUCUGCAGCUGAUGGCAUCCCUUCAUCCAACCUAUCAGAGUCUCUGACAAAUCCUGAAUCAUCUCCUAGAGAUAACAUAUAUGUAGCCUCUGCCCCUGACAUCACUGUCACAGAUGCUGAGGAAGUGAAGGAAUCAUCUUCAGUGAAGGAGGAGGUAACUUCAGACCAAGGAGAAAAAGAGGAGGUUGGAUACAAGAUUGUUCAAGGUUCAUCCCAGCGACAACGUCCUAAACUGUUGGAUAGCCAAGGCUAUGCAUACACUCAACACAGUAAAAACAAAGACGGCAGCAUAACAUGGAGAUGCUCCAUACGGAAUCAGAAGAGGUUUUGUGGAGCAGUCAUCAAGCAAGUCGGCGACACAUUCCAUCGUGGUAAGAAGGACCACUGCCAUCUGGGGUCACCUGAUCAGCUCACCAUGGCAACGGUUGUCACAGAGGUGAAAUUGGCUGCUUCUUGUCACCUCUUUGAGCCGGCUAGCCACAUCAUUGACAAAGUGCUCGCCAAGAAUGCAAGCAACACCCUUACUCCCUCAUUGUGUAAGAGAAAUCUGACAAGGACAGCCAAUCGUGCCCGUCAAAAGCAAUACCCACCGCAUCCCACAAACCUUGACUUUGUCUUUCAACAUGAUGCCAUUCCCAAAGACUUCUUUCGUCGUGAGGUCAAGAUAAGGAACAAACGUCAUCUCGUCUUCUCCACAACUAACCAACAGUUCCUUCUAGCAAGGAGCGAGAGCUGGUACGUGGAUACAACGAGCAAGCUGGUCAAGCCGCCCUUCACCCAACUGUUUGGAAUCCAUUGCUUUGUGAAGAAAGAGCGAGCAAUCAGGCAGGUGCCAUUGCUUUUAAGUAUAAUGACAGGAAACAAGAAACAGGACUACAGUGCCGUUUUGAAAGCUGUACGACAGCUCCUUCCUGAGGAGAUCUGUCUCAAGGAGAUCUUUGCUGACUUUGAGGUGUCACUCUGGGAAGCCUUGGCGUCUGUCUUUCCCGACAUCUCUCUGAAGGGCUGCUCUUUCCAUUGGAGGCAAAUUGUCUGGGCAAAGAUGCAGGAACUGGGUCUACAACCAGCUUACAGGGCCAAAGGUGAAGUCUUCAAAUUACUCCAGGAUGUUCUGGGGUUGUCAUUCUUGCCAUCAGAGCUCAUCCUGAUAAUGUUCCAGUCCCUGAGAGAGAAAGCCGGAACACCCACACUAGACAAGCUAUUUGACUACAUGGCCACAACGUGGAUGGACAGCAAACUGUGGACUCCUGCUACAUGGUCCUGCUAUCGUCAGAGCCUCCGGUUGCCCGCAGAUUGUGAAGGAUGGCAUCAGAGGCUCAAGUCAAAUGUCCACAUGGCCAGGGUCUCCCUCUACCCCCUGAUUGAGCUAUUGCACGUAGAGUCCAGGUAUGUGGAUGUCCGCACACAGCUGGUGUCAGAGAAGAAACUGCGGCGUUAUCAGAGGAAGUCAAGCGGGAUUGCUGAGGGAAGAAUCUUUGAUUACUGGAGAGAGUUUGAAGAUGGGGAGAGAACAGCCGAGGCAUUGCUGCAGGCUUGUGCUUACGUCCAAGGCAACAUGUUCAUCAAACAUGAGUGAACAGUGUAUAACAAGAUAGGAGUAUUUGUCAAUCUUGGGGGCCCAAAGAAGUGACGUCGACCAACCUUGUCUCUUUUUUGUAAUUCUUAAUAUGACUCUUUAAGAAUGAGAGAUCAAUUGCAUUGAUAUUUUCUCAGGUAAUUGAUUUAUUAGAAAACAAACUUUUUACACAUCUUUCUAGAGAACACAUUCAAUCCUUCUAAAUUUCAGUGCUGGGUACAGUUUGUCAUAGGGCAAUGUA